Molecule: messenger RNA, 1236 nt
Organism: Punica granatum (pomegranate)
Lineage: Eukaryota; Viridiplantae; Streptophyta; Magnoliopsida; Myrtales; Lythraceae
Source: RefSeq, a predicted model, not a curated record
UUCUCUCAUAUAUAUGUUCAUAUGAUCAUUCGAACAUAAGCUACUUCCGAUAUGAAUCACCAGAUUUCCAGCAAGGAGAAGACCGGGAAAGUGGCAGCUGGGAUCAAUAAGAAAUCAUCGCCAUCACCAUUGAUCCGGCAAUCCAAGACAGGGGCGAAGAAGCUGUCGACCGACCCGCAGAGUGUAGCGGCAAGGCAGCGGCGGCACCGGAUCAGCGACCGGUUCAAGACACUGCAGAGCCUUGUCCCCGGGGCGCACAAGAUGGACACGGUGUCCAUGCUGGACGGGGCUAUCAAAUACGUCAAGUUCCUCAAGGCUCAGAUCCUGCUUCACCACCAGCUCUCCAUGUUAUUCUCUGGCCGUCUUCAUCCCAACUCGGGCUACGAAUGCGACAUUGGGCAAGAUAACCGCUACUAUUAUUAUUGCCACAACCCGGACUCAAUGGCGACUGAAUCGAGCUCCUCUGGUUCUGCCGCCGAACCAGUUGAUGAUCAUUUGUUGACUCCAAACCCUCGGCCUCCCACCUUCUUCUCAGGGGCGGUGGAGGUGCAACCAGCUGGUUCACCACAGUUGCCGGAUUUUCCAGCGCUGGGUCCGUGUGUCGACUUAGGUGAAGAGACAAUGCUGUAUUAUGGAGGAUCAUAUACUUAGCUAGCAAGUUAAUUAAUUUAGCUUAAUUACUGAUGAUGAUCAUAGUGUACCUGCAAUGUUUUAUAUGUGUGUGUAAGUGUGUGCGUCUCUUCUGUGUGAGCACCAUAAAAUGUUGGACUAAAGUUGGGAGUGUAAUAUUUAUCAAUGUACAGCUAGUUGGGUUGUUUGUAUAGUCGUGAAUUGAAUGUUGUCAGAUUCACCAUACUUGCAAUCAACGAUGAUGUAGUCUUGGCCACAGGAAGAUCAUUUUGGAAGCGGACUUGGAGGUGCUACUCGAUCUUCUGAAAUCGACUAAUUUAUAGCUUUCUCAUUUAGAUGGGGCCAUUGGAGGUGUCCUUCAAGGAGUUGGGGUGGUGGAAGUUCAGCACAUUUACAGGGAAGGCAAUGCGUGUGUAGAUUGGAUGGCUCGUCUAGCUUAUCAUUUUUCACUCGGAUCAUAUCGUAUCAAUUUGUUGCCUUUGGUUGGGCUUCUAUAUCCCGCUUUUGCUUAGCAUAGUUUUGUUUAUUGUACUUUCUGCACUUUCUUCUUCCUGAGCUAUGGCUCUAUGUAACCCACCGGGGAAAAAAAUGAAAACUAAAACUAGA